AUGCUCUUUAAAACACAACAAGUACGCAUAGCACUUUUACUAGUGACUACAGUUGUUGUCACAGCGGGCAGUGUAAACUAUAUAGAUUGGGACAGAUAUGUGGAAAAUACUUAUAUAACAGAUAUAAUCAAUUAUAUAAACAAAAUGCAUAAUAUACAAAUUAAUAUUUUGGUAAAUCUUGCAGAUGAAUUCGAAAGCGCAGAAUAUUUCUCUGAAGUGCUGACAGCAACGGAAUUACCUAAAUUUAUUGUAAAUCAGGAGAUAUAUCUUAAGAAUAGUAAAGCUUUAUAUGAAAAAUUUAAUAGAAACAGCUUGACAAUAGCUUGGUUGAGGGAGAACAAUAUAAAUGCUACUUUAAAGAUGUUGGAUCAUAUUCUAUGGCGAAUACAUUUCAAAGAUAUAUUUGUAAUUUUCGAAACAGAGCAGGGUAAUAAUUUGAACGAUAAACAAUUGAUGGCUUUAUUUCAAGGCUGCUGGCAUAAGGGUUUUAUAUCGGUUUUAUUAUGGCAUCAAGAGCAACUUUACACAUAUCAUCCAUAUCCAAAAAUUAAAACGAUACAAUUGCAAAAUGUUCAACAAUAUAUGGAUAAAACACAUUUAAAUAAUUAUCAACAAUACUCUUGUCCCAUGCCAUUUUUUGACUUUCCCAAUUUAUGUUUCUCCUAUAGAAAUCGUCAAGGUAAAUUGGUUCGUACCGGUUACUAUUACAAAUGGGUGCAAUUAUACUUGGACUAUUAUAAUGCCUCUAUUGAUCAUAUUUUCAUCGAUAUGUGGACUGGAAAUUAUACACAAUUGGAAGCCAUAAAUAUUCUCAAUGAAUUGGGUUUUUGCCUAUUACCCAUAUUUCUCUCUAAAAGUGGACAAUAUUUUGAAAGAAGCAAAGUGCAACAUCUAACCAGAGUUAAUCUGAUGGUACCUAGUGCCAAUGAAAUUUCUGCAAGUUUAUAUCUCGCCUUGCCCUUUAACGUUAUCAUAUGGUUGAUUAUCGUUUUAAGUUGUUUUAUAUUUUUCGUUUUAAUUUAUUUUAUACAUUGUGGAAAUAAUAGGAAUAUUGCUAAGGAUUUUGGUAAAAUGGCUUUGCAAGCUUUCAGUGUAAUCAUAUUUCUUGCCAUAGAUGUGGAUGAAAAGAGAUCACUUAAACAAUUUUUCUUCAAUCUUUUAUUUUUAUUUACUGGCUUCUUUCUAACUAACUACUACACCUCAAAUCUAUCCAGUCUUUAUGCAGCGAAAGUAUAUGAACCAGAACUUAAAUAUCUCACUGAUAUCGGUCGUACGAAUUUAAAAAUAUUAGAACAUUCUGCUGAUAUAGCUUAUAUGCUAAAUCUCGACUUAUCAAAGGAAUUUGAUGGACGUUUUAUUACGGGUGGUAAUACAGAGUUACAAAAAGCUCGUCUAGAUCUCAACAUGUCCUAUAUAUAUACGACCCAUGAUGAAUUUGUAGAUUUUCUUUUAUUUCAGCAACUGUAUCUCAAGCAUCCUAUUGCCAAGAAACUAGAUCAGGAAUUGUAUAGUCGUGCAGAUUAUGUAACUGCACCUCACCGAUCUCCAUUGAUUGAUCACUUUAAUAGAUAUAUAUCGCGUUUACGUGAAAAUGGCAUGUUGGCGAAAUUUAUAGAGGAUACUAAAUGGGAUGGUAUAUUAAGUGGAUAUCUAAUUUUAUUGCGAGAUUCAGAAGAUCGGAAACCUUUAACGUUAGAAUAUUUUCGUUAUGCUUUUGUUUUAUUGAGCUGA
This is a messenger RNA of Lucilia cuprina (Australian sheep blowfly), 1731 nucleotides long. RefSeq lists its product as uncharacterized. The record is from RefSeq and is a predicted model, not a curated record. Lineage: Eukaryota; Metazoa; Arthropoda; Insecta; Diptera; Calliphoridae. The transcript has a single exon. Bases 1 to 1731 code for a protein of 576 amino acids.